Messenger RNA from Anastrepha obliqua, 803 nucleotides. It is a transcript of the gene EMC4, whose product is annotated as ER membrane protein complex subunit 4. Gene Ontology annotation, cellular component: EMC complex. Lineage: Eukaryota; Metazoa; Arthropoda; Insecta; Diptera; Tephritidae. Gene Ontology annotation, biological process: protein folding in endoplasmic reticulum. The transcript has 3 exons. The record is from RefSeq and is a predicted model, not a curated record. Bases 128 to 628 code for a protein of 166 amino acids.
UGACAGCUGUCAAAUUAGCUGACUUGUGCUCAUUUAUCAGGUAUUUAAUAAAUUUAGCAUUAGACUUUAAAUACAAAAAUUGCAGUCGCUACUUUCUGAGAAAAUUUGUUUAAUAAAAGAAAAGAAAAUGUCAUCGAAGCAAUCAGCGAAAAAGUUUAAGUGGGCAUUGGAAUUCAACAAUAGCAAAAAUUCUGAUUUGCCUUCACCUCCAGGUUACAAUCCCUCGGUACUAGUUAAUCACACUGAAGUUGUAAGAGACCAGAGGUUGGUCAUUAAGAAAUCGUGGGAUCUAGCGCUUGGUCCAUUGAAACAGAUCCCAAUGAACUUAUUCAUCAUGUACAUGUCCGGUAGUUCCAUUUCGAUAUUCCCUAUAAUGAUGGUUGGCAUGAUGUUGAUUCGACCACUAAAGGCAAUGUUUUCCACUUCAGUGACUUCAAAAAUGGCAGAAGGCGCUCAAGGUAGCGGUCAGAAACUUGUAUACUUUUUGGGUAAUUUGGCAAACGUUGCUGUCGCGUUGUACAAGUGCCACAGCAUGGGUCUAUUACCGACACAUGCAUCUGAUUGGCUAGCAUUCGUGGAACCACAAACGCGUCUAGAAUACUAUGGCGGUGGAGUAUCAUUUGUUUAAGAUAAAUAACAAGACGUACCUACAAUUUUUAGUCAACUGAAUGCAAUAGUUUUAUUUUCUUAAAUUCAGUAUACUAUAUUUAAGUUAUGUGAGUAUCUCGGAAACGCUAAAGGGGAAAUAAAAAUAUAAGUGGUAGAAUACAAAUAAAAUAAUAAAAGUAAAGUAAUUAAAACAA